UGGGUCACUGGCUGGGGCGCGGUCCAGGAGGGAGUACCCCUUCCCUUCCCUGAAACUCUGCAAGAAGUGGAGGUGCCAGUUCUGGGGAACAGACAGUGUAACUGUCUCAAUGGAGUCGGCACAGUCACAGACAACAUGAUCUGUGCUGGUGUUCUGGCAGGAGGCAAAGACUCAUGUCAGGGUGACUCAGGAGGUCCGAUGGUGAACAAGCAGGGCCCCGUCUGGAUCCAGUCUGGAAUAGUUAGUUUUGGGUUUGGCUGUGCUCGGCCCAAUCUGCCGGGAGUGUACGCCAGAGUGUCCAGAUACCAGUCCUGGAUCGACUCCCACAUCAGCUCUGACAAGCCAGGCUUUGUCCGCUUCACCUCCAGUGGGCUGGAUGCUGACAGCAGCUACACCUGUCCUGGUCUGCCAGCUCCUGCUGUUACUCUUCCUGCUACUGCAGGACCAGAUGUUACAGCCACAGAGCCAGUAUCCGAAACCACAGUUCAUGCAUAUACCACACCCAGUGCUGAAU
Messenger RNA from Plectropomus leopardus (leopard coralgrouper), 514 nucleotides. The record is from RefSeq and is a predicted model, not a curated record. Lineage: Eukaryota; Metazoa; Chordata; Actinopteri; Perciformes; Serranidae.